AUGGCUUUUCCAAUUAAAAUACUUCUGAUAGAACCGGAAAGUCGAUCAGCGAUGUUUCUUCUUGGUAAUGUUCUACUAUUCAUGUAUAUGAUGUUUUUUGUUAUUUCAUGGCCUUAUAUAAUAAUUUAUUUGAUUGUUCAAAUCAUCAUUUUCCAAAGGGUAAAUCAACAUUUGAGAUCCGGUCGUUCUUAUGUACCAACGACGAAUUUGAACAAUCAAACUGUUAUUGUCACUGGUGCUGCGACUGGAAUUGGUCGAGCCACUGCACUUGAAUUAGCCAAACUUCGUGCACGCGUCAUUAUCGGCAUACGUAAUCAAGCACGAGCUGAGCGUAUCGCACAAGAAUUAAGUAAACAAUGCAAUGGUAAUGUAAUUGGCUAUCAUUUAGAUUUGAGCGAUUUAUCGAGUGUAAAAGACUUCGCUCAAAAAAUUGACAAAGUCGAUAUUUUGAUUAAUAAUGCCGGUGUUGUGAAAAGACAGAAAGAAUAUACGAAAGACGGCCUAGAAGCGACUUUUGGAACAAAUCACAUUGGUCAUUUUUAUCUAACUCAUCUUCUACUUCCAUUAUUAAUCAAAUCCCAUGGACGUAUUGUGAAUGUCAGUAGUGUCAUGCAUAUCUUCUCCAAGGAAGACACAGACUUUAUCCAAAACAGAUCAUACAAUACCAUAAUUGCCUACGCCGACUCGAAACUGGCGAAUAUUUUUCAUGCUACUGAGUUACAGAGGCGCUAUGGUGAUCAAGGUGUUCGAGCUUAUGCACUCCAUCCAGGAACGAUUGCAUCAACGGAACUAGGCGGUGGUAAAGGUCCUCUUGAAACGGUUCUUACUUCACCUUUCCAGAUUUUGUCGAAAAGUAUGCCUCAGGGAGCAAUGACAACUCUAUUUUGUGCUUUAUCUGACGAAGCUCAGCCUGGAAAAUAUCACUCAGACUGUCGAAUAACUCCGGCAAGUCCUCUCGCUUCUAAUUCGAGAAAGGCGCAAGAAUUAUGGGAACUAAGCGAAAAAAUCAUCAACGACAAAACGAAAUCUUUUUAA
Adineta ricciae is the source of this 1035-nucleotide messenger RNA. NCBI's taxonomy places the organism in Eukaryota, Metazoa, Rotifera, Eurotatoria, Adinetida, Adinetidae. The record is from the annotation of a GenBank genome assembly.